GUGGUGUACGACUACACAACUGGACAGACCCAAGUCUUUUCUCUGAAGGCAAAAAACCCAUUCAAAAGAAACAGUUAAAUUGAAAUAUCUGAUUUCUUCAUGACUACAUUUUAAUGAAGCAAGCACUGACUCUACAUCCAGGUGACCAUGGCAAAUGUAUCAGCAGUGACGUCAUUCAUUUUGACGGCCUACACUGAACUGGAAGCUCACAGAUAUUUAUACUUCGCAGGUUUCCUUUUUUUGUACAUUGUGAUAUUAUUGGUCAAUUUAGUCCUUAUUGUAGUAAUAUUGUCUGAGAAAAGUCUGCAUGGACCUAUGUAUUUGUUUAUAUGUAACUUAUCAGUUAAUGGGGUGUGUGGUAGUACAUUUAUAUUACCAUCUGUGCUUAGCCAUUUGCUAUCUCAUAAUUAUGAAAUAUCUCUGUCCUUUUGUCUAUUACAGAUAUACUGCAUAUUCCUGUAUGGUAUAGUUGAAUUUACUAUUUUAGCACUGAUGAGCUAUGACCGUUAUGUUGCUAUCUGUCACCCGUUACACUAUCACCUCCUCAUGUCCCCUAGAAAGGUUACUGCAGCCAUUGUAUUAUCCUGGGUUGUUCCCUGUGUUUACUUUGCCCUUUAUUUAAUAUUAACAACUGUCCGAUUGUCAUUCUGUGACAGGUAUAUAGAAAAAAUGUAUUGUAUGAAUUUCGAAUUAGUUAAACUGUCUUGCCGUGAGACAAGCUUCAUACGAUUUUUAGGAGCAGUAUUACUUCUUGUUUGCCCUAGUCCUCAGAUCGUCAUGAUAUUAUUUUCCUAUGCAUGUAUACUAAGAGUAUGCCUGACUGCUUCUAAGGAAUCUCAAGCCAAAGGUAUUCAAACAUGCACCCCACACUUACUGUCUGUGAUUAAUCUUUCUGUGGGAUGCUUAUAUGAGGUCGUUCAGGGUCGUUUCAACAUGAGUCAUAUACCUCUUCAAGCUCGCAUAUUCCUUUCCCUACACACGAGCAUAGUUCCCCCAUUGUUUAAUCCUCUUGUUUAUGGAAUUAGCAUUCAAGCAAUUAAAGUUCAGAUUAUCAAAUUUCUUAGUAGUAAAAAAAGUGAAACCCACUAAUGGUGAUGAUUAAAAAAAUAUAUUCUCUUUCUGUUAUUUAAAUAUAGUUAGUAAAGCUGAACCUUGUAUCACAGUGUACUUUUUGUGACAGGAUCAUAGAAAGGGUGUAUUGUAUUAGCUUUGAAUUACUCAAACUGUCCUGUCUUGAAAUCUCUACUCAGACCAAUGUUGGCUUUGUUGUAACUAUUUUUUUAAUUGUUCCACAGCUGCUCAUGAUAUUAUUUUCCUAUGCACAAAUCCUCAGAAUCUGCCUGUUUGCUUCUAAGGAAUCUCAGACCAAAGCUAUGCAAACAUGCACCCCACACUUACUGUCUGUGAUUAAUUAUUCAGUAGGAUGUUUUUUUGAAAUUAUUUCAAAUUAUCUGACAUUAAGUCAUUUCAACACAGGUCAAGUACCAUAUAAAGCUCGCAUAUUCUUAUUCCUUUACUUCCUGAUCAUUCCCCCAUUGUUUAAUCCUGUCAUUUAUGGAGUUAGCAUUACAGCCAUAAGAGCUCAGAUUUUAAAACUCUUCACCACUAAAAAUAAGUUAAAUCCACGACAGGUGAGGAUGAAGUAGCCUCAUGCCUACUACUUUUACACAUUUUUAAGCCAAAUGCCUAAAUGAGCUAUAACAUUCUUUAUAGAUAAGCAAGCAUUGGUACAGAAAUGAUCACAUUUUAAUCAAAUGAUCAAAAAUAUCUUUCUAUUUUACAGGGAUAGGACUUAUUUGGGUAUUGGCCCAAUUGGGCAAGGGACAGAUCAAUAAGCUGGUCUUAACCAAUCACAUAGUGGCACUCCUUAUUGUCGAGCCCUGCAACCAUUGCCUUAUAAUGUAACACCACCUGAUACUCUGUAAAAUCAAUCAGGUUGUAGGAUGUUUUAAAUAAAACUUUACUUG
Messenger RNA from Anguilla anguilla (European eel), 1967 nucleotides. Its product is annotated as olfactory receptor 1496-like. Lineage: Eukaryota; Metazoa; Chordata; Actinopteri; Anguilliformes; Anguillidae. The transcript has 3 exons. Gene Ontology annotation, biological process: G protein-coupled receptor signaling pathway. Gene Ontology annotation, cellular component: membrane. The record is from RefSeq and is a predicted model, not a curated record. Bases 148 to 1089 code for a protein of 313 amino acids. Gene Ontology annotation, molecular function: olfactory receptor activity; G protein-coupled receptor activity.